Saccharomycodes ludwigii is the source of this 1188-nucleotide messenger RNA. RefSeq names its product alpha-1,2-mannosyltransferase KTR1 (gene KTR1). The transcript has a single exon. Gene Ontology annotation, biological process: protein O-linked glycosylation; cell wall mannoprotein biosynthetic process; protein N-linked glycosylation. Gene Ontology annotation, cellular component: Golgi apparatus; membrane. Gene Ontology annotation, molecular function: alpha-1,2-mannosyltransferase activity. The record is from RefSeq and is a predicted model, not a curated record. NCBI's taxonomy places the organism in Eukaryota, Fungi, Ascomycota, Saccharomycetes, Saccharomycodales, Saccharomycodaceae. The coding region runs from base 1 to 1188 and encodes 395 amino acids.
AUGAAGUUUCGUGGCCAGCAACAAGAACGUAUUUAUAAAUUUUUUGGUGUGAUUACAGCUUUAUUACUCACUUUAUGGUUAUUACUACCCUCUAAUGUGUCCACUACCAAGCUAUCAGCAAAAGCCGGUAUAUCACUACCUUUAGAAACUUAUGUUUCUCAAAACAAUUUAGGAUUUAAAUAUAAUCGUGUUAAACAAGCACCAUACCCUGGUCCAAGGGUCAAGGCAGCCUUUGUUACUUUGGCUCGUAAUCGUGAUUUAUGGGGAUUAAUUAAAUCCAUCAAAAGUGUUGAAGAUCGUUUUAAUUAUAAAUUCCAAUAUAAUUGGAUUUUCUUAAACGAUGACGAAUUUACUGAUGAAUUUAAAAGACUAACGACUGCCGUCGUUAGUGGCGAAACAUUUUAUGGUAAAGUUCCUAAGGAGCAAUGGAGUGUUCCAGACUGGAUCGAUAAGGAAAAAGCUGCUAAAGGUAGAACCGAAAUGAGAGAGAAGGGUGUUUUAUACGGUGAUAGUGUUCCAUAUAGAUUUAUGUGUAGAUAUGAGAGUGGGUUAUUUUUCAAACAUCCACUAUUGGAUGAUUAUGAAUAUUACUGGCGUGUUGAACCAGAUGUGGAAUUUUUCUGUGAUAUCGACUAUGAUGUUUUCAAAUUCAUGAAAGAUAACAAUAAAAUGUAUGGUUUUACUAUUAGUUUGCAUGAAUAUGAAGAAACUGUCAAAACCUUAUGGAAUACUACAAAAUCAUUUUUGGAGGAACAUCCUCAAUAUUUGCAUGAGAACAAUAUGAUGGAUUUCAUUAGUGAUGAUGAAGGUUUCUCUUAUAACAUGUGCCAUUUUUGGUCUAAUUUUGAAGUUGCCUCCUUAGAUUUUUGGAGAGGUCCUGCUUAUACUGACUAUUUCAACUAUUUGGAUAAAGCAGGUGGGUUCUUUUAUGAAAGAUGGGGUGAUGCACCAGUUCAUUCUAUUGCUGCUGCUUUGUUUCUAGACAGAAAUCAAAUACAUCACUUUGAUGAUAUCUCUUAUUAUCAUCCACCAUUUGUUCAAUGUUCUGUUGAUGAAAAUGUCAGAUUGAAUGGUCGUUGCACAUGCGAUCCAAAGGAAGAUUUCACUUGGAAUGAUUAUUCAUGCACUUCCAAGUAUUAUUAUAUUAAUAAUUUGGAAAAACCAAAAAACUGGCAAAUGAAUAUGUAA